Messenger RNA from Aaosphaeria arxii CBS 175.79, 2503 nucleotides. RefSeq lists its product as uncharacterized. The transcript has 7 exons. Gene Ontology annotation, molecular function: DNA binding; zinc ion binding; DNA-binding transcription factor activity, RNA polymerase II-specific. Bases 113 to 2422 code for a protein of 769 amino acids. The record is from RefSeq and is a predicted model, not a curated record. Gene Ontology annotation, biological process: DNA-templated transcription; regulation of DNA-templated transcription. NCBI's taxonomy places the organism in Eukaryota, Fungi, Ascomycota, Dothideomycetes, Pleosporales. Gene Ontology annotation, cellular component: nucleus.
CCAUGCGUGUAGUUCGCCAUUCUCCCGGAGUUCUCCGCGCGCUACGCAUCCUCACCCUUUUAUCUGGCAGCAGCACCAUUGCCCGUUCUCUACUUGGCACCUCUGCACGCAUAUGGCCACUAACCUGCACUCAGCACUACACGAAGACAUUAUUCCGUCUCCGACCAAAGAGACGAGGAGAAAGGUGGUCAUGAGCUCAUCACUUGCAAAGUCAACCGGUCCGAAUAAUCAAAGCCCAUUGGCUGGCUCAGAUCAGGCAAAGUCCAAGACGGCAUGUCAGAGAUGUAGAGACCAGAAGCUCAAAUGUAGCCGCGAUUACCCGAUCUGCUUCAGGUGCAAGAGACUGAACGGACUAUGCUCAUAUCCAAAGUUAGCCAGUCGCAGACGAUUCAGACCCAUUCCAAGGGUUAGAGGGGAUGAAGGCGGAUUGGCCUCUGCUUGUGGUCCGGAAGCUUAUGAUGUAGUGGCCGGGCCGACUCCGCAAUCAGAACAGUACCACUCUAACAAUCUCGACGAAAACCGGACUGUUCCUAGCUAUACCCAGGCCGCCAUCUCGACCUUUCCAGUUGGCUCAUCCACAGAAGAUGGAACCUCAAGUCCGCAUUUCGCCUUGGAUAAAGGCGGACAGGAUGCGUCUCCUCUCUCCACACUCUCCCCUGAUACGUACCAUCACUAUCUACGAAAUGUAGACCUUCGGAAUGUUGUUUUAAAUCCUCUUGGAAGCAACAGCGACCCGCCACCUGCAGCAGCCAGUUUGCCUCCACUCGCGGCUGGGCUAGUCCUUCUCGAAAUAUAUUUUUCAAGGAUAUAUAAUGCUCCUCUUCUGUUUGUCAAGUCGGCGCUUUUUCAAGAUUACAUUGAGGGGUGUGUUCCGGAUGUUCUUCUCAAGUCAAUUUUUGCGUUGGCUUCCUUAUUCUUGGUACGACAAGCAGAUAGGCACCAGAAUAGCAGACUGUCGUUCAGCGAGCUGAAUGCAGUGGGCGUAUUCCAUACGCAAGGCAGGCCGUGGGCAGAAUCCGCCAUGCAGGACGCAAUGUCGUCAAUCAUGGUGAAGCCAUCUUUGGCUAUUGUCCAAACCCUUGAAUGUUUGGUAAUAUACUGGUUCGGUGUUGGAGAAUCAGAUAGAGGUGAUUUGUGUCUAAGCCUUGCCUAUCGAUACUGUCGCCUGUCUAGAUAUUAUGAACCAGCUCCACCUUCAGGGCACGAUUCUGAAGCAUGCUUGCAAUCUGAGCUCAAGCGCCGUUGCCUGUGGGCAUGCUGGGCCUCAUUAUGCAUAGUCGUCGAGCCAAAGCCAUAUAUCAAGGCUGCUUGGUCAGAGGUCGCCAACUUACCGCUUCCAGGAUCCAUCAUUUCCACUAGCGGUAGGCUGAAGAUCGUCCUGUGCGAGAAGAUGGACGAGAAUUGGGGCUCUACUACCAUUGGCGACGAAAUCGCCAAUCAGGAUCAGGGGCUCUUGAUAGUCCUUGGACUGAUGAAAAUGAUUGGGGUUUGGGCCAAAAUUCAACUCUACGCUAGCGAACUUUCCGCCGAUAAGUCUAGGAGGAGUCUGCCGCAUGCACAACAUCUGUCAGAACUUGCGUCAUCAAUAUAUCACAGCCUAGACUUCGGACAUCUAUCUUCUGAAGACAAUCCGUCCCUUGUCAAAUUUAGGAACCAAGCCAUCCUGGUUGAGUGUCUCUAUUAUCUCUGUCAAAUGGUUCUACAUUCCACAAAUGUGUUUCUAUUUUCCGGCUGCCCUGCCGAUUCUUCCAUAUCGGACGACGUGGUGCAGGCCAGCGCCACUGUUGUAGUGCACAAUGCAGAUCUUUCCGGCCAGUUUUUUGAACGGCUUUGGGCUCAAGGCUCAGACGUUACGAGGCUUUGUCCGCUGGCUGGUUAUGCAGCAUUUGUCACCGCUGUCAUGCUUAUGAUUUCGGAGACCUGGUGCCAGCAGCAAAAUCGGCCUCUGAUAACCUCUAGCCCGGAGAAAAGGAGGAAUAGAAUGGCAGCGAUGAAAGCGAUCUUGAAGACCUUGGAUAUUUUGCGUGGCUUUUGGCAAGCCCUACAGCGGCCUUGGGAAACUUUGAAUGUAGCAAUGCAAAUGUUCCACACCCAUGAGGAAGCAUACCGUUCCAGACGGAUCAACUCGCAGCAGCUCCUUAGUCGCAGAGAAUUCGAGCAAGGUGGUCCUAAUAGCGACAAUUACGACCAACUCCUAAUCCUUCCCAAUUCGAGGACACCAUCGGGUCCAACAUCCUCUCCGCAGUUCCAUCCAGGGGACGAAUUGGAUGGCUGCACCUCCUACGAUGGUUGCCAUCAGCGUAAUACAAGCGGAAAAGCUGCUGAGAAUAUCCUCACAGAUCAGCUCGGCAUUGACGAUGCAUGGUGGGAUCUAUCACUGCUCACUGGUUUCCAGGAUGGCAAUUAUAACCUCGGCGCUUAAAAAUAUGUAAGACCAUUUUGAAGUGCUUUUGCGGCUUUGAACAAACAAAAGGGUAUACUUGUGAGGAAUCACAGACCCCUU